AAGCUGUUUUAGUUCAAGCUCCGUGCAGCCAGAACGCUCCGGCUUUGACCAUGUCAGAGCUGCCAUCGUUCAAGUGGCUCAUCUUUGGCUGCGGAGGGGUGGGUGGCUAUUUUGGAGCACGGAUCGCGCAGGUGAAAGGACAGCGUGUCAGCUACAUUGUGAGAAACAAAGCCUUGGCUGCUCUCAAGGAGCACGGAGUUCGAAUCACCAGCAUUUGCGGUGACGUGCAGGUGCCGCCCUCGGAGUUGGGGCCCAUCUUGGAUUCCCAGGCGUUGGACAAAGAAGAGAAGUUCGUGGCAGAUGUCAUCAUGUUAGGCUGUAAGGCGUGGGAGGCCAAGGACUGCUUGCAGAUGUGCGAGCCCUGGUGUGGCCCUGAAACCCUGGUCUUGCCUUUGCAAAAUGGCGUCGAGGGCCUGAGCACCAUCCGAGACAUCGUCACCUCCUGGGGCAAAGGCCAUGCUCUCGCAGGAUGCUGCAACAUUGUGUCUGCCAUUGCGGAGCCGGGGCACAUCAAGCAUUGGGCCGCUAACCCUCCUUACAUCACUUUCGGAGAGUUCCUAGGGGCAGCCACCCCGAAAACUCUGCAGGUGAAGGCAAUCUUGGAUGCGGCCCCUGGCAUGGACGGCAACUUGGAAGAGGAUGCGCUGGCCAAGAUUUGGGAGAAAUUCACCUUCAUUUGCUCCACCACUUCCGUGCAAGCGAUCACAGGACCUCAUGCCACCCAAGACAUGAUUCCCGCCAUUCCGGAGCUGCUUGACACAUGGCGCGCAGCCAUGCAUGAAAUUGUUGCUCUGUGUCAUAGUUAUGGCAUCAAAUAUGACUUGAAGCAGGUGGACCAACGUGUGGAGGCCCUGCGAGUGGCCAAAGGCGCCAGCACCAGUUGCAGCCGGGACCUUUGGAGCGGAAAGCCCUCCGAGGUCGACGACUUGUUGGGCUCGGUGGUGCGGAUGAGCAAGGAGCCGAGCUAGGAGCAAAAGGUGCCUGUGCCCACGAUCUCUGCGUGCUACAGCGCGUUGAUUGUGAGGGACCGUAUCGCACGGGGACAAGAGUUGCCGAUCCAAGUGCCGGAGGGGCAGAAGAUUUUGGGGCCCAACUGGGGUCCUGCCUGAGGUCUAUUUUCCAGCAAUUCUUUAGUCCAGACUCUUGGCUUUGAGAGGCAAAGCUGUGAGUUUCAACAUCGCAGUUGAUUUGCCCCAAAGAAGACAGUAUGAUCACAACACUGGACCGAGCUGCUUUCAAACUGCUCGAGCCUGCUCUCUUGAUCUCGCCGGUUCUCCACGUUGAAAA
Molecule: messenger RNA, 1287 nt
Organism: Durusdinium trenchii
Lineage: Eukaryota; Dinophyceae; Suessiales; Symbiodiniaceae
Source: the annotation of a GenBank genome assembly